Messenger RNA from Wickerhamiella sorbophila, 3375 nucleotides. RefSeq lists its product as hypothetical. Gene Ontology annotation, molecular function: RNA polymerase II cis-regulatory region sequence-specific DNA binding; DNA-binding transcription factor activity, RNA polymerase II-specific. Gene Ontology annotation, cellular component: chromatin. The record is from RefSeq and is a predicted model, not a curated record. Gene Ontology annotation, biological process: regulation of transcription by RNA polymerase II. Bases 1 to 3375 code for a protein of 1124 amino acids. The transcript has a single exon. NCBI's taxonomy places the organism in Eukaryota, Fungi, Ascomycota, Dipodascomycetes, Dipodascales, Trichomonascaceae.
AUGAAGGACAAGCGUUUUGCCUGCGAUUAUCCAGGCUGCAAGAAGGUCUUCAACCGACGUGAUUAUCUGGACCGACAUGCCGCAAAUCAUUUGGCUGUAAAGCCUUUUUAUUGUAUGCAUUGUAAACGCCAUUUCAGUCGGAAAGACCUCUAUGAUAAUCAUAUGAAUACACGCUUCCAUGCCAAGCGAGUCGAAGAGCUUGCUCAAGGAAAAGCGGCGCGCGCUGAAUCGUUGGCCGCACAGUCUAGGAUUGCUCGAAUUAACCGUGCUUACCCCGAAGCGACCAAUACCAACACAGAAGAGGGUUCGAGUUCUCCGGUCCUAACUCACCCCCUAACUCACCCCUCCAACCCAACUAGCCCAACCGCCGUUUCCGCCCCAGCUGCCACCGAGCUUGAACAGCCACUGUUGCCCCUCAGUAGAACAGGGGGCUACGGUAGCAUGCCACAAUAUUUAUCGUCAGAAUUUGAACCCGACUUUACAGAGGAUUACAAUAUGGACUAUCAUAAUACCUUCCCAGUGUCUAGCGAGUUGACUCCCUCGGUCCUGGCCCACUUUGCCAAGCCAACAGCUGAACUUUCUACGCUUGUUGAUUAUCAGGACUCCGAUAUAAGUGAUCCCAGUCGACGGAAAUCGCAUUUGUACGGUUUGCAGCGCGAGCAUCAACAACCGCUGUAUCUUUCCAGAUGGUCACAAUACCAAGACCCCCUCGCCAAUCGUUUGCCAGACGAGGAUGAUAUGAACUCUGUCUCCACAUCGAGCUCAGCGACUGGCACAUCAUCACCACAUGCGGGUAACGCAGCUAAUGGCAUGGCACUACCCAUGAGAGUCUUUCUUCUAAACAGAUCGACAAUCCAUGGCAACAGCAAUGGCCGGUCAACCAUUGCAGACUCGACUUCUUCGGUGGCUCCGUCCGUGAGUUCGUUAUCAACUGCACCCACUUCACAUUCAUCACAGCCGGAAAUGGGCCCAUUACGGAAAGGAGGGCACAAGCGGGUGGCCAGUGGGACGACGGCCCUUAGUAGUUUGGCAAAUGAUCAAUAUGCGCGGAACUUGUUUGAGCCCUACGUUGCGGCAGCACAGCAUUUACAGUCCAUCAAAACAGAUAUGCUUGCUUUCCAGGAUAGCGAAAAGCUGCAACGACUUCUCCGCGAGCCUCCCCAAGCAGCGUUGUUCGCCGAGAACUUUAACAAACAGUUUCUGUGGUUUUUCGACAACCGCUAUGGAACUCCCAGUGCUAAAAUUGGCUAUGAUCAUUGCUAUGCCCAAACUAACAGUGAAUAUCAAGCCAGGGCGAGAGAAUUCGAAGGCGAUAGCCCUAACCAGAGGCCUGCAAACAGAGAGUAUCGCCCAUUAGAUGACACGGCUUCAUACAUGGUUCUACGCAUUCUCAAAGAAGCUCCAAGAGAACUGUUUGAGGACCCCACUAUGAUUGACUACUACAUGCACAUUGCUUGGAGCCACACUUCUGCGAUCCAUUAUAUUAUCCACCUGCCUACUUUCGACCCCUCUCAUUGUCACCCAGCGCUUCUGGCAACAUUAGUGGUGUUGGGUAUGGCUAUAUGUCGCGAUCCCCAAGCAGAGCUAGCCGCUAAGAUAUUAUACCCGUCAGUUCUUUCUGCAACGUACGAGAGUGUGUUGGAUUCUGCCUCCUCUUCAGGAGGAAAUCGGCACGAAACUCCACAUAUUGGUCAACUUCAGGCCUUUACACUUCUUAUGAGGUAUGAGCAGCUCAUUCUUGGUAAAGAAACUGCAAGGCUGUCGUUGCUGCAUGGCCCAACUUCCACCCCGAUGAUUGAUAGGUUUUUCUGGGUGUUGCUCUCAACAGUGCACCAUUGGAACGGACCUCAAACACCGUUGUGGUCACUCGGACCCAAUCAGAAACCUUUGUGGGCAACUGUGGGACCUGAGUCGUAUGCAUUCCAUCCAUACUGUAUGACGAACUUACAAUGGCGUGAAUGGGCGCGGUAUGAAAUGGCCAAGCGAACUUUACACCUGGCUUUAUUCUGCGACAACAUCCAUUGCUUGAGUGCAGGUUCCGAUAAUGUCCGGCCUGUGUCGAUUUUCAACAUGGACACUCAUAUGAUUUGCAGCGAGUGGCUGUGGGACGCGCGGUCUCCGGCUGAAUUUUUCUACAUUGUUGGUCCCACAGAAACAAUCCAAUGUGUGCCUUACUUGGGUCUCAUCAAAUCGCUUGUUCGGUUCCCGCGGAUUCCUUCGGGUUCCACAAAUCGCCGCAUGGACCAAGAGCGGCCAAGGGGGUCACCACCUCUUUGGUCUCUUUUCAGCCUUCGUGUUUUGGCGUAUGGCUUGACCAACAUUGUUGGUAGACUGUCUGGUGUCUCUGAGCACGGUGAGCAGCUGGUCCAGCGAAUUUUCAACGCAGAUUAUAUUUCUGGAUCCAACCCCCCAUCUGCGAUGGGCGGCGACUGGAUUUCCCCGCUUUUUGAUCGCUCUAUACAAUCACGGCUUUACCGGGGUCUUGAUUUGUGGUUACAGUAUUUCGAGGAUGCUUAUGGUAAAGUUACUGAGCGGAUUUUCAGUAUUGCUGGAGGAACCAACGAUGAUGAACCGCACAUAAACUCUGUCCUCAAUGAGGACCUUGCUAUGAUCGAUCUCGACGACGCACAGGAAGGAAUUCCCGGGUAUGUUUUCGUUGUUGUCUUUUAUCAUUAUUCAAGUUUCUUGUUUGUCCAUGAAGAUUUGCAGAUUGUUUUGCAAGUUGCUUCUAGUAUGAAGGGCUGGCUUGACGUACCAGUGCAAGUGCCCUAUGCUAAUCUUUUGGAUAGGCUCUGUGUUCCGCUCUAUACCCAGUGGCUGCAGAGCAACGAAGCGACGGCCAUGCUGUCGACGUCGUGUCUGACGAUUGCUUGGCUUGAUGCCUCCAUGGGCCGGCUCCCUACGAAACUGUUUAACAACCAAUUCCUUGCCAGCGUCACGUUUAUCGCUGUUCUCGUCGUCUGGAUGCAUGAUCUCACUCGUGGAGGCGUACCAGUCGGGGUUACGCAGUCCGCGCUGCCGCCGUUGGCCCUGGAGAACUACAAGUUCUCACAGGACGCGGUCUUGCAUCUCCAAGUGUUGUCGGGCACGUCAAACGCCCCCUCAUCGAAAGCACCAGGCGACUCCAAUUUGAUAUUGGGUUUCUCGAACGAUGUGCCUCCCCACAGAGCCAGCGAACUUGGUGGUCCUGGUGACAAGGUUCGCUCUGUGCUUCUUUUGGCAGAGUGCAUUCUUUACGGCCGCCCUAAUUCAGAACGUCUCGUGUCAUUCUUGAUGCGGCUCCUUGAAGCCAUUGAUUCCAGACUCACUCUACCCAUUCAACAGGCUGUUCUGAGCGGAUCGAGACAGUUCUACGCCCAAAGGCGCACUAUUUAA